Messenger RNA from Oryzias melastigma (Indian medaka), 2510 nucleotides. RefSeq names its product glycoprotein M6Bb (gene gpm6bb). The transcript is spliced from 7 exons. Gene Ontology annotation, molecular function: structural constituent of myelin sheath. Lineage: Eukaryota; Metazoa; Chordata; Actinopteri; Beloniformes; Adrianichthyidae. The record is from RefSeq and is a predicted model, not a curated record. Gene Ontology annotation, biological process: axon development; central nervous system myelination. Gene Ontology annotation, cellular component: myelin sheath; plasma membrane. The coding region runs from base 227 to 1033 and encodes 268 amino acids.
UGACGAAGACUGAGGAGGUGAAGAAGGAGGCAGGAUGAACGAUCCUCCCAUCACCUAAUCCCCUCUGUUGUGACGUCACAGACGUCCGCCUCCACAGGGACGCGGCGGAGCGCGCGCCGGAGCAGCCUGCAGUCUAGGACGCGUCACCAGCCAAGCAGCGCAUCCACCUUCCAGCUGGCCGCUUUUUAACUUGCUUCUUGGGGGAAACUCAUCAAAAACAGAAAAAAUGGGUUGCUUCGAGUGCUGCAUCAAGUGUUUAGGCGGCGUGCCCUAUGCAUCCCUGGUGGCGACCAUCCUCUGCUUCUCCGGUGUGGCUCUGUUCUGCGGAUGCGGCCAUGUGGCUCUGACCGGCACUUUGACCAUCCUGGAAAACCACUUUUCCAAGGUCACAACCGACCACGCCAUGCUCACUGAUGUAAUACAGCUGAUGCAGUAUGUCAUCUAUGGCAUCGCUUCGUUUUUCUUCCUGUACGGGAUCAUCCUGCUCGCCGAGGGCUUCUACACAACCAGUGCUGUCAAGGAGCUGCACAGCGAGUUCAAGACCACCAUCUGUGGACGCUGCAUCAGCGGAAUGUUUGUGUUCCUCACAUACAUCCUGGGCGUGGCUUGGCUGGGCGUGUUUGGCUUCUCCGCCGUGCCCGUCUUCCUCUUCUACAACAUGUGGUCCACCUGUAAUGCCAUAAAUACUCCGACGGUCAACGUUACAGAUAUUGACUCCAUCUGUGUGGAUGUUCGUCAGUACGGAAUCAUCCCAUGGAACGCCACCCCAGGAAGGGCCUGUGGAUCUACUCUUGGAGACAUCUGCAAAACCAGCGAUUUCUACCUGUCCUAUCACCUGUACAUCGUAGCGUGCGCCGGGGCAGGAGCCACCGUCAUCGCUUUGAUCCACUUCCUCAUGAUUCUCUCAGCAAACUGGGCCUACCUUAAGGACGCCAGUCAAAUGCAUGCCUACCAAGACAUCAAAUUGAAGGAAGAGCGGGAGCUGCAGGACAUCACCGCACGCUCAAAGGAAUGCCUCAAUUCCUACACAUAAGGAUUUUUCAUGCAUGCAAACACACAUACAAAAAAAAAAAAUAAAUAAAUAAAUCAGUGCGGCCAAUUUUUAGUGGCCUGUUUGGACCAACACUCUGCUCAAAUAACCGGCUGACUGUGUACACUGUGCAGUACUAACCCGGCUUCUAACCUGCUAAUGCAUCAGAGCUGCUUCCUGCACUAACUCAACAAGAGUUGCUACAUACAGAUUGCAGACUUUUCUUUUUUUUGUUCCCUGGUUUUGCAGGAAGAAACAAUGCAGAUGGUAGUCAUCUUUCCUGCUGAACCUUGAUGCGUUGCACUAUUUUUUUUUUUUAUGCAGUGGAUAACAGGUUUUAUUUUGUCUUGCUUUUGACCACUUUUCCAAAAUGAGAAGUUUGGUUCUCAUCCAAAUAAUCCGAUCCACAACAGGCCUUAAACCAAAUUCCAGUGUCAAACUGCAUUAACAGAGCAAAUAAUAUUUGAAAAAACAUGCUAAGAAUUUGAUUGCACGGCUGUUUUAGCAAAUGUUAGUGUUGAUGAUGGGUUUGUAAUCCAAUUCAGCUUCACAGAUACUAAAGUGAUUCAGAAAAUUAGCAGUUUUUAUUCUAUUAAAAUGCCAGAGAAUGUAAUUGCUGUUGUUAAUAUGAAAGAAUAUAAAGUUGGAUGAAGGAAUCGUCAAAAAUGUGGGUUCAAAUAGAAAAACUGACACUUAUGGGUAAAUAAAGCUAAUAUUGGUUGACAUUUCUGUACAAUGUCAAGCAAAACCUUGUAAAAACUUUCAAAAUAAAAUGCAUCCCCUAUAUAUGCAACAGCAGGUUCAACAAUUUGUUUUUAAUGACUAAAAUUCUCAUUUUCUUUUUGUUUCAUGAUUGCAUUUUUUUAAAUGUGCAAUUGUAAUAUGUACGAAUUACUUAUGUAAUUUUUUUCUUAGCAUUACAGCGAUAACUUGAUGUUUUGCAUGAGGACGACUGUUUCUGCAGAAACAUGUGAUGUACAGUAAGACAUUCUGACAUCAGUAGUAGGCAGCUUUUGCCCUUUAUUCUUACCAAUUAACUCCUUUUAUAGCAAUAUCAUUAAUGUAGGUUCUUAGUAAUGUUCUUUAGCUCAUUUGACUUCUUUUUGUAAUAUUUUGAAUUUAUAGUAUCCACAUUUUCUAUGAAUGUUGAGCGCUUUUCCUAAUUUUAUUGUACCAUUCAAAGGAAAAUUACACCACCAGUCAAAGUAAAAACUGAAAAUUUAGCCAAAGUAUUCUUAUGAAGCCGAAUGUGUUUUGGGUGUAAGACAGGGAAAUGACAAACUUGUGUAAAAAGGUAAUGGACAGUCAGCGUUAUCUUUUUGUACCUUGUAUUUGAACCAAAAAAAAAGUAAAGUUUAUCAAUCAAUGGGAGGACAUCAAUCAAUCACAAAGCACCGUCUGACUGGAAACCCCGUUUGUGAUCAUGACUCAAGUGGCCUGAUGACUGUUUUUAUGGAAAGAAAUAAAACAAAAGGCUGUA